Messenger RNA from Ilyonectria robusta, 1501 nucleotides. RefSeq lists its product as uncharacterized. The transcript is spliced from 2 exons. The record is from RefSeq and is a predicted model, not a curated record. The coding region runs from base 340 to 1041 and encodes 233 amino acids. NCBI's taxonomy places the organism in Eukaryota, Fungi, Ascomycota, Sordariomycetes, Hypocreales, Nectriaceae.
CCAUCUUCCGUCUUCCGUCUGACAGUCUUGUCGCAUGUUUCCCGUUUUCCGUUUCCCGUUUCCCGAAUCCUCGUAUUCCAGUUCCCUGAUUGACCGGCGCAAAAAACACAAUCCUAGCACUGCCAACCCUUGCAGCGCCUCCUCAUCCGCCGCCUCCUCUGCUCCCCCGUCCACUCCUCGCUCCGUCGCUUGUCUCGUGUCUCGUGUCUCUCUCCCACUCCUAUCACGGCUGCGACUUGACGACGACCUUCCCUCCGCCCAGGUCUGACCUGACACACGCAGCCUCACACGCAGCCUCGCUUGCUUGCUCACGCACCUCACACGCGCAUACAGGCAACCAUGGUGUCAACGGCUGGAGGCAUUAUCAUUGCCAUCGUCGUGCUGCUCCUCGCGGCCGCCAUCGGCUGGAUCGUCUUUACCCAGCUGCGCGCCCGCAGACUCGGUCUCCCGCCGCCCAGCUUAGCAUCAUAUCUGCCAUGGCAUAAAGAAGAGAAUUCCUACGGUCCUCCACGGCCGGCCCCCGGCGGUGUCGUCGGUUGGUUCAACGACCAGGUCCGCAAGUUCAAGAACCGCAACAACCGCUCGGCCGCUGGUGCCUACGAGCAGGACCAACCCGAUGGACCCCGCGGACGCCGCGGUUUCGGUCCCCUCGACCCCGAUGAUGCCUGGGAUACCCGCGUUGGCCCUGGCGCCGACUCCUACGGCUAUGACGAAGAGGAGGUUGGUGGCGGCCGCGACGGCCGGGGCAACGAGUACAGCGGUGGUAGCUACAGGAUGAACGUCGCCGCGCCGCCGAGCAGUGGUGCCCGAGGCUUGGGGCACGACGACGAAGAGGAUCGAGGACGAAGGGCAAGCCGAAGCCCCGGCUCCGGACCCGGCGGAAGGAACCCCUUUGACGACGAUUCAGCCAUGAGCCUACGCGGCGUGAGCCCACGACCCAUCGAGACGAACUUGCCGGCCAAACAAAAGGGUCAUCAUGACCCCGACAGUGCAGGCAGCAGCCCGACGGAGCGGAGAUCGGUGUUUAGGGAAAAUGUGUAAAGCGAUUUUAACUGGACAAAAGCUACGGGGAUAUCACCAUCCUGUGCGACUGCAAUCACUUGGGUGAAGCUUGUUGGUAUACCAAACAUGGAGGAUGGGCUGAUCUUGGGGCCAGGAGAUGGCAAAAGACUGCGUGGGCAGGACCCUGUCCGUUUUGGCACGCUUCUCUCGCUGGGUUCUUCUUUUAUCCGAGCAAUGUGUGGGCUCAAGGACGGCUAUUCUGCUUCGGAACUUGCUGGGUGGACCUUUGCUAUAUAUCAUGGCCUGUGUUUCUUUUUUUCUUUUUUACAGCUUGACUCAACGCACAAAUGUAUUUUGUCGGGUAUGUAAAGGUACCUGUGGAUGGAUGUCAAAUGGACGGCGUUUGAUGAAGGACCGGGAGGGUCUGUAUGAGAUUUUGAAUGAACAUGUUAAUAUCCUUGCCAAGGGUCGGGGGAAACUGCAACAGGACCCAGCAUAA